CCAGAAGAUAUAAGCUCAAAACAAAGCCAGGCUGUGUCCCUGAAUUGUUCACAUCCACUGGAUAAGUGAGGCUUGGUCCAGAGAAAGAGGAGUUGGAGCCAUGAUUCUAACAAUGGAACCUGAUUUUGACAAAGAAAAUUUGGUCAGGUAUAAGACUCCAAGAUUACUCCAAAGGAGGAGGACACUAAGUUUUCAGAAAGAGUUUUCAUUUGAGGAUAAAGAAGAGCUUGCAAACAGCACUAAGGAUAUCGAUGCCAACCUUUUAGCAGUGCUGCCAAAAGUUUCUGAAUUAAGAAAACUCUUUGAACCGAACAGGCAGGAUACCUUGGAAAUGAAAAGGAAAGAAAGGAUAGCUAGGCGUUUAGAGGGAAUUGAAAAUGACACUCAGCCCGUCCUUUUGCAAAACUGUCCAGGAUUGGUUACCCAUCGUUUGCUAGAAGAAGAUACACCAAGAUAUAUGCGUGCAACAGAUCCAUAUAGUCCUCACUUCAGAAGAUCAAAUGAAGAAGAAACUUCAGAUUCCUCAGUAGAGAAUCAGCCUAGAUCAAGAUACCAAGCAGAAUCCAGUGGAGGAAAAACAAAGCCGCCUUCUUACAGCCCUUCAGUCAUGGAUUCCCAGGGACCCGAGUCCAAAGCGGAAAGGAUAGCUAGGUACAAGGCGGAGAGGCGACGCCAGCUGGCUGAGAAAUACGGACUUUCGAUAGAUUCGGAUGUGGACUCAGAAUAUUUAUCCAAAUACACCAGGGCAAGGAAAGAUCAAGAAGUGGCUGAGAAGAGAGUACCAAAGAGUGAGAAAAAUGAGGAUGAAAGUAAAGAUUAUAGUUCUCUGUACUCAGCGAGAACAGAGACUAAGGAGAUGAGGAAUGCUUCUUUGGAGUCAAAGGAAAAUUAUGUGCUUGAGAGGGCAAGUUCUCCAGAAAGGGAAAAACUGCAUUUGAAUGAGGACAAUGAGAGAGACACCCCAGAACCUAGUUUCAACAGACACGAUCUACCCUCUGCAUCAGAGAAUUCCACAUCCUUCUCAUAUAUCGGCCAUGACUCCUCCCUAAGUGAAGUGCCAAGUUCGCCAAAGCAAACUCGCAGGGUUUCCCUUUCUUCACCAAAGCAGCUAGCUUCACCAAGUCAUUCCCUCAGCGACAGCAGAUUAGGUAGUGCAGGGAAAACAAAACCUGAUUGGUUUCUUCAGAAAGAUUCGGAUGGGGAUACACCUUCACUUAUCAGCUGGCCCUCCAGAGUAAAAGUUAGAGAGAAACUGGUGAAAGAGGAAAGUGCCCGUUCAAGCCCUGAACUUCCAGCAGACACUAUGACUCAAAGAAAGUUUCGCUCAGUGCCUGUUAAUUUCGUGCCUCUUCAGUCAGAAACGUCUGCUUUCCAUAGGGUUGCCAAUCAGCCUCUUGGCUUGGCCUGCCAACCAACACAUGGCUAUGUUCAGCCUGCUGGAAUCACUCAUAUAGCUAAACCGGUGGCAGCCGAAGAACCAGAAAGCAGCCCCAUUCAUAACCUCCCUGGGCCGGCAAAUGUAGCGUUCAUAACCAGAUUCCCAGAAGAUGCGAAGAUGGAUGAUGAAAGAAGUGACUUGCAUCAGAAUCAUGGAUCGUCAUCGAAGCUCACUUACUCCAGUUUGGAGGCAGAGAAGGAAAGGCAGCCAACUUUGACUUCAGAGAACCGUAGGUUGAGCAGAGGAGAUGAAUUUGAGAAACUGGCAAUUGGCCAGCCAAGGAACGUGGAACCUGAGAAAGAGCUGGAGCGAUGUAUACAGUGGAUGCCUGGACCUCAGGCGAAGACUCAGGAGAACGUUGAGAGGAGCGAAAGAGUUGUGUACCUACAGAGUGCUAAAGGGAAAGUUCAGGCUCGGGAAGAGACUCCAGUGAAGCACAAGCUCCUUACUCGCUCAUUUUCUGAUUAUAGUGGUUCGCCAAAAUUAGAAGUUUUUAAAAGUAAGGAGCAUGUUGCAAAGAAUGCAAUGGAGUUUCAGAGCACUGAAGCCAAGAUCCCCAAUGGUGAGAUUGCCAUGGUUGACACAAAAGUCUCUGUUGCCCAACUCCGUAAUGCCUUUUUGGAAACUGCCAAUGCCUGCAAGAAACCUGAACUUGAAUCUCAGUUUGAGAUGCCAACAUCAGGUACUGAUUUGUCUGCCAGUGCUGAACACGAAAGAGGGUCACGGAGGCCAAGGCGCUAUUUUUCUCCUGGGGAAAGUAGAAAGACUUCCGAGAGAUUUAGGACUCAACCUAUAACUUCAGCAGAGCGAAAGGAAACAGAUAGGUCUGUAUUCAGUCCAGAAAUGCCAGCUCCUGAAGAUGAGGAGAAAGUGGACGAGCGAGCCAAGCUGAGUGUUGCGGCAAAGAGGUUGCUAUUCAGGGAAAUGGAAAAGUCGUUUGACGGGAAGAGUUUUCCGAAGCCACAUUCAAGGAAUUCUGCGGUGGAAAGAAGGCUAAGGCGAAUGCAGGAUAGGUCACGCACGCAGCCCAUUACCACCGAAGAAGUGGUCAUUGCAGCUACUGAACCUAUCCCUGCCUUACGUACUGUGAAUACCCAUUCUAUAGUGGCAAGAAUACCUAAUCCCACUGUAGUUAAGAGCACUGUACAUCCUACCAGGCUGCAGGCAUCUGCGAACCAAAAGACAUCGGCUAAAGAAGAAAUCAAAGAAGCCAGAGAAGCCCUUGAGCAAGAUCAGUCUGGGGAACCAGACUCUUCCACCCUGAGCUUGGCAGAAAAGAUGGCCUUAUUUAACAAAUUAUCUCAACCCAUAACAAAGGCAGUCUCUACAAGGAGCAGAGGGGAUAUCAGGCAAAGGAGGUCGAAAGCUCGUUAUCAGACACAGCCUGUCACACUUGGAGAAGUUGAGCAGGUGCAAAGUGACAGUGGGAAAAUUGCCCCUUUGUCCCCUACUAUUGUAACGUCAGUGUCAACCAUGGUGUCUGCAUUGUCGCCGGUAUAUAGUAAGGAUCUGCAUGUGAAGCCAGCAGAAGACGAGGUGGUGAAUGAGAUUGGGAAACCUGAUUUCAGAUACCACUCUCCAGCGGAAAACGCAGAUACUUCAUUAAAAAACAUCCUGAAAACGGAAUUGUGGCAGCCUUCGGUGGAAUUGAGAGAGAGCAACUGGCAGUCGAGGGAGCCUGAAGAGACAGAGCCCAGGGGAUUCGUGAAACGUGAAGAGAAUGCUAUGAGAAAGCGAAGCUCUUUUGAGGAAGAGCCACCGCUUCCUGUUCCUGAUAAAACGGAGGACUACAACAAAGAGAUGAAAUAUGCAUUCCCAAGAAAAAGCAGCAUGGAAUUGUUUAGCCCACAGCCUCUUUGUCAGCCUGCUGAACAAAAGGAAUUCGCCAGCGACACUCUGAAGAAUAAACGGGAAGUCAAAGGCCAGUCCUCUGAGGAAACGAUGGAGUAUGAAGGAAUUGUGGCAAGAUCAACCCUGCAGAGAGAGCAUGAUGAGCCAAUUUCAGAACUUGUGGGAACAGCAGCAACAAAGAGCUAUUCUCAGUCUGCGGCUGCGGGAUCCUGUAGACAGCAGGAAACCUCUGAGCUGUUAGAGGGAAAACUAGACUCCAGGGAGAGCAAAGCCGAAAUUAUGGAGGACACCCUUGAUGCGUCCAACAAAACUAUGUCAAUUAAAGAAAGGCUGGCACUCCUGAAGAAGAGUGGUGAAGAAGACUGGAAAAACAGGCUGAACAAAAAGCCGGAGUAUGGCCGGUUAUCUGUCAUUGAGCGUGGCCCACAGCUGCCAGAGAUGGAGCCGCUGUUUGCGAAGAAGGAACCUGUCUAUGCUUCUACUUAUUCUCCUGCUAUAGCUGCUGCCCAUAAACUUCAUCCCUUUGUACCUAUUAAUCAGGUCAGUAGUGCUAGUUUGAAAGAUCCAAGCCCCCUGGCCUUUGAACGUCACCCCUGGAGAUGGAAGAGGAUGUCGGAUACCUGUGAAAGUCAAAUGACAAUUGAAGAAAGAAAGCAAUUGAUAAGUGUUCGGGAAGAGGCUUGGAAAGCGAGAGGGAAAGGAGCAGCCAAUGACUCGACACAGUUCACUGUGGCUGGCAGAAUGGUCAAAAAAGGCUUAGCAUCUCCUACUGCCAUAACACCUGCCGCAUCCCCUUUCUGCAACAGACUGAAGUCAACAACACCCAUCUCAAAACCCCUGGAAGAAAUUGAAGCUAGGCCAGAUAUGCAGUUAGAAUCGGACAUGAAGUUGGAUAAACUGGAGACUUUCUUGGGGAGGCUGAACAACAAAGUUGGUGGAAUGCAAGAAACAUUGCUGACAGUCACGGGAAAAUCUGUGAAGGAAGUGAUGAAGCUGGAUGAUGAAGAAACAUUUUCCAAGUUUUACCGUUGCAUGGAUUACCCCACUUCCUCUUUGCCUUUGGACCUGGAUGAAGACUUUGAUGCCAUAUUUGAUCCUGAUGCACCGAAGUUGACUUCUUUGGUAGCAGAGCACAAACGUGCAGUGAGGCCCGUGCGCAGAGUCCAGGCUUCCAGGAACCCUUUAAAGAUGUUAGCCGCAAGAGAGGACAUUCUUCAUGAAUACACAGAGCAAAGGCUAAAUGUGGCUUUUAUGGAAUCAAAGCGGAUGAAAGUUGAAAAAAUGUCUGCAAACUCAAAUUUCUCAGAAGUAGCACUUGCUGGCUUAGCGAGUAAGGAGAACUUCAGCAAUGUUAGUCUGCGUAGUGUCAAUCUAACAGAACAGAACUCAAACAACAGUGCUGUGCCAUAUAAGCAGCUGAUGCUCUUGCAAAUCAAAGGAAGAAGACAUGUUCAAACAAGAUUAGUCGAGCCAAGGGCUUCAUCGCUUAACAGUGGCGACUGUUUCCUGUUACUUACUCCUCAUUUCUGCUUCCUGUGGGUAGGGGAGUUUGCAAAUGUCAUCGAGAAAGCAAAGGCUUCAGAACUUGCAACUUUAAUUCAGACAAAGCGAGAACUUGGCUGCCGGGCUCCUUAUGUGCAGACCAUAGAGGAAGGAAUCAAUACGCACACUCAUGCGGCCAAAGACUUCUGGAAACUGCUCGGUGGCCAGACAAGCUACCAGUCUGCUGGAAACCCGGAAGAAGAUGAAAUGUAUGAAGCUGCAAUAAUAGAAACAAAUUGCAUUUACCGACUAGUGGAUGAUAAACUUAUUCCUGAUGAUGACUACUGGGGAAAGAUGCCAAAGUGUACACUGUUGAAUUCAAAAGAGGUCUUGGUGUUUGAUUUUGGUAGCGAAGUGUAUGUUUGGCAUGGGAAGGAGGUCACGCUAGCCCAAAGAAAAGUGGCAUUCCAGCUGGCCAAACACUUGUGGAAUGGCACCUUUGACUAUGCAAACUGUGACAUCAAUCCUCUGGAUCCUGGUGAAUGCAACCCCCUUAUUCCAAGAAAAGGACAGGGACGUCCAGACUGGGCUAUUUUUGGCAGGCUCACAGAACACAAUGAGACAAUAUUAUUUAAAGAAAAGUUUCUCGAUUGGACCGAACUGAAGAAACCAGCUGAGAAGAACUCUGGUGAAUCCCCUCAGAAGGAGGAAACCAGGUCUGACAUUAAACCGUACGAUGUCAUGCGAAUGGUCCCUGUGCCCGAGACAACGGUUGGCACGGUCUUGGAUGGGAUGAACAUCGGCCGCGGCUAUGGAUUCAUUGAGGGAGAUGACGGGAGGCAAUUCGAAAUCAUCACUGUCUCUGUGGAUGUCUGGCAUAUAUUGGAAUUUGAUUAUAGCAGGCUCCCUAAGCAAAGCAUCGGGCAGUUUCAUGAAGGCGACACGUAUGUGGUCAAAUGGAAGUACCUUGUGAGCACUUCAGUUGGGAGCAGACAGAAGGGGGACCUACAAACCAGGGUUGUUGGCAAAGAGAAAUGUGUGUACUUCUUCUGGCAAGGGAGGCACUCCACUGUCAGUGAGAAAGGGACAUCUGCACUGAUGACCGUGGAGCUGGAUGAAGAGAGAGGUGCUCAGGUUCAAGUUCUUCAAGGAAAAGAGCCGCCAUGUUUCCUUCAGUGUUUUCAAGGUGGAAUGAUCGUUCAUACGGGCAGAAGGGAAGAGGAAGAAGAAAACACACAGAGCGAUUGGCGAUUGUACUGUGUACGAGGGGAGCUUUCCCUCGAAGGAAACCUGCUUGAAGUAGCCUGCCACUGUAGCAGCCUGAGGUCCAGGACAUCAAUGCUUGUUCUAAAUAUCAACAAAGCCCUCAUUUACUUGUGGCACGGCUGCAAAGCCCAGCCACACACCAAAGAAGUUGGAAGAACAGCAGCCAAUAAAAUAAAAGAACAGUGCCCUCUGGAAGCAGGACUGCACAGCAGUAGCAAGGUGACGAUACACGAAUGCGACGAAGGGUCAGAGCCAUUGGGAUUCUGGGAUGCCUUAGGGAGGAGAGACCGGAAAGCCUAUGAUUGCAUGUUGCAAGAUCCUGGGAAGUUCAACUUCACGCCCCGCUUGUUCAUCCUUGGUAGUUCGUCUGGAGAGUUCUUAGCCACUGAAUACAUCUAUCCUGCAAGAGACCCCACUGUGGUGAAUUCUAUGCCAUUCCUCCAGGAAGACCUCUACACAGCUCCCCAGCCAGCCCUCUUCCUUGUUGACAAUCACCAUGAAGUGUACCUCUGGCAAGGCUGGUGGCCUGUGGAAAAUAAAAUAGCCGGAUCAGCCCGAAUCCGCUGGGCCUCGGACAGGAAAUGUGCCAUGGAGACCGUCCUCCAAUAUUGCAAAGGAAAAAAUGUGAAGAAACCUCCGAAAUCUUACCUAAUUCACGCUGGUCUCGAACCUCUGACCUUCACCAAUAUGUUUCCAAGCUGGGAACACAGAGAGGACAUUGCGGAGAUCACAGAAAUGGACGCUGAAGCUUCUAACCAGAUAAUCCUUGUGGAAGAUGUGUUGGCCAAACUAUGCAAGAAGCUGUACCCAUUGGCCGAACUUUUAGCAAGGCCCCUCCCAGAGGGAGUGGAUCCACUAAAUCUUGAAAUCUACCUUUCAGAUGAAGAUUUUGAGGCUGGAUUGCAGAUGACAAGAGAGGAAUACAACACACUGCCUUCCUGGAAACAGGUGAACCUCAAAAAGGCAAAAGGACUCUUCUAAGUAACCUGGCCAUGUUGCAGUUAAGGGCUAAAGCUGGAGUGGGAUCUUUUGUCAUUUUCAGCACCUCGUGGACAAAGAGCAGCAGCGUGGCCAACUUGUGCUCACCCCCACCCCACCCCCCUUUCACCAAGCCAACAAGAUACCGCCGGAAGGCUGUAGAUUACUGCCUCUUCUUAAAUCACGUCAUAUUGUAAAUGUGGGAGAGAACUCUUUUGCAGGCUCUUUUGUUUGGGGAGGUAAGGCAAUUUGACAGCUGAUGAAUUGUGUUCUCCCUUGUACUUUAGCAGCAGUUUCUCAGGCUGCUGCUGCAGCAGCAAUGGCGGAUCUUUUUAGCUGCGCUACACUACUUGCCAUUUGGGUUUUGAAGACGUUCUCUUUGUAAAGUGUUAUUUUGUUUAAAGCUGUGGAUUUUCAAAAAGAAUUUAUAUUUAUAUAAAACACAUAGGACAAGGAUGUAUUUAACAAUGCAAUGUGUAUUACUCACUUUCAAGACUUCAGUCAAGAAGGACUUUCAGAAAAGUAGCUCGGCGGCGCAGUUGCUUGGUCUGAAUUAGUUAAACUACCAAUUAUGUUUUUACUCUCUCUUUGUGUCUUCCCACCCCUCUAUUUCUGAAUGGUUUCUCUUUUUAAUAGGCAACAAAUUGGUCUCAAUGCUGCUUCAGGUGCUAAACUGAACAAAGCGUCAUCACACGAGUUUCUUGAGAAACUCUCCAAAUCCAACUUUGAUAUACUUUGUUAUCCCAAAAAUGUAUAGUGCCUUGUUUUUUUUCUGUGUACAGUUUAUAUACAAAAAAGAUCGGUCUGCUUUUUGAAGAUGGCUCUGAAAAGUCUCCUAUGCUCUACUUUUAUAAUAGUAGAAAUAAAAGAACAUCUCAGUUUCUAAUAACUUGUUGUAAAGAUAAACUGUCUUUUAUGACAAAGACUCAAAGCAAAGCUUCAGAAUAAACUCUUAGCAAUGCA
This is a messenger RNA of Podarcis raffonei (Aeolian wall lizard), 7978 nucleotides long. RefSeq names its product supervillin (gene SVIL). Gene Ontology annotation, biological process: actin filament severing; actin polymerization or depolymerization; barbed-end actin filament capping. Gene Ontology annotation, cellular component: cytoplasm; actin cytoskeleton. The coding region runs from base 101 to 7018 and encodes 2305 amino acids. The transcript is spliced from 40 exons. Lineage: Eukaryota; Metazoa; Chordata; Lepidosauria; Squamata; Lacertidae. Gene Ontology annotation, molecular function: phosphatidylinositol-4,5-bisphosphate binding; actin filament binding. The record is from RefSeq and is a predicted model, not a curated record.